This is a messenger RNA of Nicotiana tabacum (common tobacco), 1029 nucleotides long. NCBI's taxonomy places the organism in Eukaryota, Viridiplantae, Streptophyta, Magnoliopsida, Solanales, Solanaceae. The record is from RefSeq and is a predicted model, not a curated record.
AUGGCACCUGGAAUUGAAGAAGAGGGUGUUGAGACACUUUCAAUGAAUGGCAACAACAAAAUGCAAGUCAAAAACUUCAUUUGGUCUGAGGAAGAAUGGCCUACAUUAAAGCAUGACGAUUUCGGAGAUGUAGACGACGAUAUUCCAGUGAUUAGUCUUAACAAUGGUAUUUGGGAAAAUCAAGAAUUUUACGAAAAUAUCUGUCAAGUUUUGGUGAAAGCAAGUGAAAAAUGGGGAUUUUUUAAGCUUGUGAAUCAUGGGGUGCCUAAUGAAAUUGUUGAAAAUUAUACCACUCGAUUGCACGAGCUCUUUGAUCUUCCUAUGGAACAAAAACUCAAAGGUGGGAAAACAUCAAAUUUGCCAUUGGGUUAUUAUGCCUCAAAUCCUGAGUAUGGGCAAAACUUGCCUUGGGCUGAAGUGUUACAACUGCUGGUCACCAGAAAUGGUUGUCGAAUUCGCGAAAAAGAGUACAUGAAAGAAAUGGACAAGCUAGGAAUUAUUAUAUUUGGGAUGUUGGCACAUGGAUUAGGCCUUGAAGAUGACUUCUUCAGCAAAAACUUUGAAGAAAAAGAAGCUACUUAUUUUAGGAUAAACAGAUAUCCUCCUUGUCCCCUCCCAGAGAAAAUUGUAGGGAUAGGGAUUCAUUCAGAUCCCCAAACAUUAACCAUAUUGCACCAAGAUCAAAUUGGUGGGCUUCAAAUCCUUAAGGAUGACAAACAAUGGGUUGGUGUUAGACCUCUUGCAAAUUCAUUUAUCAUCAAUAUUGGCACAUCAAUUGGCUAUCGCUCAAUUGCAGAGCCAUUCGGGGAUCCCCAGCAUAGUAGCACCGGAAACGGCUCCCUGCACCGAACAAGUACCCAAAAGAUCAAGCGACAACGGACCGAUAAUAGACUCCGCCACAACGAAGCCGCUGGAGGAUCACUCCAAGUGAAUCGAGUCAGGUUCAUGGAGGUUCGUGCAACAGUUAUCUCCCAGGGAAGCGGUCCCAGAACCCGCUUCACGAAAAUUCAGAACGUCGGAACUCCCUAG